Candidozyma haemuli is the source of this 2019-nucleotide messenger RNA. Its product is annotated as protein kinase. The transcript has a single exon. The record is from RefSeq and is a predicted model, not a curated record. The coding region runs from base 1 to 2019 and encodes 672 amino acids. Gene Ontology annotation, molecular function: protein kinase activity; ATP binding. Gene Ontology annotation, biological process: protein phosphorylation. Lineage: Eukaryota; Fungi; Ascomycota; Pichiomycetes; Serinales; Metschnikowiaceae.
AUGUCCAUUGUUCCGUACAAUCACACCCAAGAAAUUGUCUUCCAUGAUCCAAAAAACAGAAUUCUCGUUCUCCACGAUAACCAGGACAACUCUAUACAGCUUCUUACAUCCACUCAGUCAGAGAACGAGUACCCUUUGGCACUUUAUAAGCCAGUAGGCCCCAAUUACGUUCCUAACGUUUGUCCACACUGUGGCUCGCUACUAGGAGAAUACCAAGGCCAAGCAGGUAAUGUAAGACGAGGUAGCGGUGACAACCUACGUGAUGAGAGUCUCCUAAUGAAACCCCACGAUGUGGUACCUGCUGGGUACAUGCACGAUGAUUACUUUAAGAUGCUUUCGAAGCUCUCUUAUGGGCAUGUUCUUGGAGAGCUGGGCUCGGAGGGUCUACCGGAGGAUAUCUUCAACCAGGGAUACUUCAAUCGGUUCUUUAGGAAGAUCCCUCCUUUUGUAUUGGGAAGCGGAGCCCAUGCUCAGGUUUAUAAGGUUAUGCAUGUUCUUAAAGAUAUCCAGCUAGGGGUGUAUGCUGUGAAGAGAAUUAACGUGGGAGACCAUCUGGUGUAUGUGGACCAAGUGCUUAACGAAGUGCUUAUUCUAUACGAAUUGUCUGUGAAGGGCGCCAACGAGAAUAACUUGAUAAGGUACAAUCACGUCUGGAUGGAGCUAGGUGACUUGAAAGAUCUGGAUACGAUUUUUUUGUCAGACAGGGAAGGAUACAAUCUGAAGAAGGGCGAUAAGGUGCCCUAUGUUUUUAUUCUCCAGCAGUACUGCGGCGGAGGACAUUUGGAGAAUCUUAUAAUCAAGAACUUCCAGAAGGAGCAACAUAUGACAGCAAAGGAAAAGCUAGAGGCAGAGAGACUUAAGAGACGGAGGAGAAGGAAAAGUAACGAAAACGAGGAUCCCACUCCCCUGGCCACAAAGAACUGGCUUAACGAAUUUGAAAUCUGGAAGUUCUUUAGAGACGUUGCAAACGGUGUGCAUUAUUUGCAUUCCCAUGGUAUUCUUCAUAGGGAUUUGAAGCCUUCUAAUUGUUUACUCGAGUCGGUAUAUGACCCUGAGCUUUUUAAUGAUUACGCAUUUGAUAAUCAGGCCGAUCUCGAUCAGUUUGUGGGAAAUAUGCCCAAAGUGCUUGUUUCAGACUUUGGUGAAGGUAAAUUCAUUGAUAAGCAGUUUUUGGCGGACCAGUCUAUACGUAUUGAAGACGACCUCAAUAAUGAGCUGAGAGGUAAUACAGGCACGCUUGAAUUUACUGAUCCUCGAUUGUGGACUUACGCCAAGUCAACCUUGAAAGCUCGCCGUGGUCUGAAGUUGGCCAAUAGUUUCAGCUACAACAGCGACGUCUACUCGCUUGGAAUGAUUCUUUGUUAUAUAUGCGCAGGCGCACUUCCUUUCACUGAUAAACUCACAGACCAGACAGACCCAGAGCAAAUCCGGAGAGACAUAUCUAAAUGGUAUCAAAAACUCACGCCAGAGUCGUUCCAUACAUGGUUUAUGGAGAAAGUAAGCAGAACUAUUGGUGUUUCAGAAGCUGCAAAAGAUUUUGAGAUCCUCAUCUACAUGACACUUAAAGGGGGCGAAGAGCCCUUGGAUGUUACUUCAGCAACUGUGAUUGACUACUUGGACUCAAUGAAAUGGAAACAUUUCUUGUUCACCCGCAAAAGAGACAGGAAACUUUCUGAGGUGAGCGCCCGAGAUGACGUUUCUUUCGAUGACGAAAACGUCUUGGACUUACCGAAAGAGUACACAGAGAGCCGUUCUACCAGUCUACCGGUUACUCCAAGGACCAGCAACAAAAUGAAACAGGUUGUCUUUCAUCUUGCACAGUUUCUUCUUUCCGAGUAUGCUCUGCAUGAGUAUGUGAAAGUCAGCAGGGGUGUAAAGUUCAUCAACCUCGUAUGUCUUUCGAUGAUAGCCCUUGAAAUGGACCCCAAAAUUUACUGGCCAUCGUUUUACACUUGCGUGGGUAUCCUGACCAUAUGUGAUCUUAUGUUUUUUGCAGCCAUGGUCCAGAAGUUGAUGUGA